Molecule: messenger RNA, 1731 nt
Organism: Castor canadensis (American beaver)
Lineage: Eukaryota; Metazoa; Chordata; Mammalia; Rodentia; Castoridae
Source: RefSeq, a predicted model, not a curated record
AUGGCUAUAAGCAGAAACAAGCUGAUAUUACUGCUAGGAAUGGUUUGUUUGGAACAAGGCGAAUCUGCAGCCCUUUCUCUCCACAAAGCUCCUAAUUGUGGGCAAAGUCUAGUUAAGGUAUGGCCUUGGAAAUACUUUAGCCUUUACAGUCGCAUUGUCGGGGGAAGCCAAGUAGAAAAAGGAUCCUAUCCCUGGCAGGUGUCUCUGAAACAAAAGCACAAGCACAUCUGUGGAGGAACCAUCAUCUCUCAACGGUGGGUUAUCACAGCUGCUCACUGCGUGGCAAACAGAAAAAAUGCAUCAACUUUAAAUGUUACUGCUGGAGAAUAUGACUUGAGCCAGACAGAGCCAGGAGAGCAAACACUCGCCACUGAAACCAUCAUCAUACAUCCACAGUUCUCCAUUAAGAAACCAAUGGACUAUGAUAUCGCCCUUUUGAAGAUGGCAGGAAGCUUCCAAUUUGGCCAGUUUGUGGGGCCCAUGUGUCUUCCAGAGCCAGGGGAGCAAUUUGAGGCUGGAUUUAUUUGUACAACUACAGGCUGGGGCCGCUUGCAAGAAGGUGGCAGCCUCCCACAAGUCUUGCAAGAAGUUGAUUUGCCUAUCUUGACCCAGGAAGAGUGUGUGGCAGCUCUGUUGACCCUAAAGAAGCCUUUUAAUGGGAAGACCUUUCUCUGUACAGGCUCCCCUGAUGGAGGGAGAGAUGCUUGUCAGGGCGAUUCAGGAGGUUCACUUAUGUGCCGCAAUAAGAAAGGGGCCUGGACUCUGGCUGGUGUCACUUCCUGGGGUUUGGGCUGUGGUCGAGGCUGGAGAAACAAUGGGCAGAAAAAUAAGCAAGGGUCUCCUGGAAUCUUCACAGAUCUUAGUAAAGUGCUUCCUUGGAUCAAUGAACACAUCCAAACUGGUAAUGAAAGAAAGAGCUCCAGAGCCCUAUGUGGCAUGCAAGAUGGCCUAGUCCCUGGGUCUGAGGGGGAGCUGUAUUUCCUAGAAAGCCUCUACAAGUAUUAUGAGAACAAGCAACUGUGUAUCUGGACCUUGUUGGUUCCAGAGGAAAGGCAUGUGUUGCUCAGUUUUUCCCACUUGGAUGUAGAAUCUUGUCACCACAAUUACCUGGCAUAUCUGAGCAAAGAAUAUUCUCAUAUUGCAGGAAAAUUCUGUGAAGAAAGCCAUGCUUCAUCCAUUCUCAUUGGCUCCAAUUCUAUAAGGCUGAAGUUCAUCUCCAACGCCACAGAUUAUGCUGCUGGGUUUAAUCUCAUCUAUAAAGCUCUUAAACCAAACUACCUCCCUGAUUCAGUUUGAAAUUCCUUAACUGUCCUUUUUUAAGAAGGCAUCAUACAAAGUCCUCACUAUCCUAAAAACUACAGUAACAUGGCUAACUGUAACUGGACUUUUCAAACAACCAGCCAUUACCUAAUUAAGUGAUUUUGGCUUUCAUUUCAGAGUUGGGAGAUAGAAGAAAGUGGAAACUGCACUUCUGACUAUGUGACAGAGCACAGUGAUAUAGAAAGGAAGAAGGAAAUAGCUUGGUUGUGUGGCUACACAGUACCCAUUACUGUGCUGAGCUCCUCCAGGGUCAUGCUCACCAGCUUCCAAUCAGAUGAAAACAGGACCUUCAGGGGUUUCCAGGCUACUAUCUCCUUCAUUCCUAGAGCAGGAAGUACACCUGAGGAAUGGACGGUGGAGGGGGCUAAUGGUUUAAACUGGCUGUUCAUCCUUCCCCAUCACUUCCGAUAA